AUGAAGACUACCGUUAUCGCUACCCUCGCGCUUGCGCUCUCCGCCGCCGCCGCGCCCCUCGCCAGCUCUCAGCGCCACGUCAUGCCCCACGCUGUCCGCACGCACCGCAACCUUGCCCGCCGCGGCCAGAAGUGCGAGAACGGCACGGUCGGCCACAACUUCGCCGCCGAGGCCCCCGUUGACGUCGCCGAGGUCCUCGACACUGGCGCCAAGAAGAACAAGAAGCAGAAGGGAGAGCACAAGCAGGACAACUGGACCUCUCCCUCUCCCUCGUCGUCGUCUUCGACCGCCGAGUCUCAGCCCACUGAGAACGGCGACAAGCACGACAACAACCAGGGCAACCAGGACCAGAACAACCAGGGCAACAACGACAACAAGGACCAGGGCCAGAGCGGCAGCGUCGGCAGCGGCUGGGCCUCGGGCGACUACGCCUGGGGUUCUGGUCCCGACUUCCUGAAGAUCGGCAACGACGGCAAGUAUGUUGGCUCUGGACCCCGCGCCAAUGCCAAGGGCACGUUCUACUCGCUCCAGAACCCUGCCGAGAACCACGGCUACGACAAGACUGCCUGUGGUACUGACAACCCGUCCGACACUACUCCCCUCGUCGCCAUGUCGAAGGACAACUGGAAUGAGCUCUGGCAGGGAUCCUCCUACGACGCUCCCAUCUGUGGCCGUCACAUCAGAGUCACCUACAAGGGUCGUUCGGCCAUUGCCACCGUCAACGACCAAUGCGCCACGUGCAAGUACAACCACAUUGACAUGUCGCCCGUCCUCUUCUACUACCUCACCGAUGGCAAGGAGGCCGGCGACGCCCUCGGCGAGAUGAAGGGCCCGGAGUUCUCCUGGGAGUGGGUUGACGACGCACCCCAGGCCCCUGGCAGCUUCACCGACCUCCCCUCCGACGGCUUCCACUGGGACGGCUCCGGUGGUGCCGGCACCAACCCCUGGUAA
Molecule: messenger RNA, 951 nt
Organism: Trichosporon asahii var. asahii CBS 2479
Lineage: Eukaryota; Fungi; Basidiomycota; Tremellomycetes; Trichosporonales; Trichosporonaceae
Product: riboflavin aldehyde-forming enzyme
Exons: 1
Coding region: 1-951 (316 amino acids)
Source: RefSeq, a predicted model, not a curated record